AAAUUCAGAUCGAAAGAAAGAAGGCAAGCCUUAAGUAAAGAUAACACAGUCUUGAUAUUUAUUAAUAGCCCUGUGGCCCUAAGUGACGUAUCUUGGCGCAGGCGCAUUUUGCCAUAUCGUAAGCGCUCGUGCGUCUGCAGCUGGAGACCGAGGCUCCUCCACGGAGAUCGCCUUUGUCCCUGCACAACACAAUGGCCAACAACCAGCGUCUUGCCUACUCUAUCAUCUCAUUCCUCCGGGACCAACUCACAUCAGGGGACCUGUCAUCAGAUGCACAGGAGAGCUUAGAGGUUGCAAUUCAGUGUUUGGAAACCGCUUUUGGAGUUUCUCUUGAAGACAAAACUCUUGCAGUUACACAGACACUUCCAGAAAUUUUUGCAGCUGCUACACUAACGGAUGCACCUCAGGUUACUGUUCAUACACCAGAACCACCAAAAGAGGAGGAUAUCACUGAAGCCGAACGUCUCAAAACAGAAGGCAAUGAACAAAUGAAGGCUGAAAAUUUUUCGGGAGCAGUGGACUUCUAUUCCAGAGCACUAGAGUUAAACCCAAACAAUGCUGUAUAUUACUGCAAUAGAGCUGCUGCACUAAGUAAAUUGGGCAACUAUGCAGGUGCUGUCCAAGACUGUGAACAAGCAAUCUCAAUUGAUCCAAACUACAGCAAAGCCUAUGGACGCAUGGGUCUGGCUCUUUCAAGUCUGAAUAAGCACAGUGAGGCAGUGACAUACUACAAAAAGGCACUGGAGCUUGAUCCUGAGAAUGAGUCAUAUAAAUCCAAUCUAAAGAUUGCGGAGCAGAAAAUAAAGGAGCUGCCCAGUCCUGUACCUGGUAUGGGAGGAGUGGAUCUGGCUGGAUUGCUCAGCAACCCAAGCUUCAUGAAUAUGGCAUCCAACCUAAUGAACAACCCACAAGUUCAGCAGCUAAUGUCAGGCAUGAUGUCUGGUGCUUAUGGUUCUAUGGGAGCAGCUGGAGCAAGUGCAGGACCUGGUUCUAAUGAUCUGUCCGGUCUAAUCCAGGCGGGGCAACAGUUUGCUCAGCAAAUGCAACAGCAAAACCCUGAGCUGAUUGAGCAGCUGAGGAGCCAAAUCAGGAGUAGGACACCUAGUGCCAGCAAUGAGGAGCAACCUUGACAUGUGAGAGGUUGGAAGGAUGUUCAGUUGUCGCAAGAUCUUCAGGAAGAAGCAGCAAACGAUGAAACAAAAUGAAAGGACAUGCAUGUCGGGGGCCCCACAACCCAUUGUCUUCAAAUGACUUAUCUUUUUUUAUAUAUGUAUAUAACUUCUCCACCCUCUGACAGUUCGGACAGUCUAGACUUGUGGAUCAGUUUGCAUAUCACUUGGCGUCAUUCUUUUGGCGCACUCUAAAACCCCCCUUUUUUUAAGUACUUAAUAUUAAUGUGACUCAUGGCCAUAUGCUGUGAAUUAAUUUGUGAAUACAGAAGAGGAUCAAAUGUUUCUCAUGCUGCCACUGCUCACAGCUGUACAUCCUCCCCAAGACAAGUGUUGUUUUGUACAGAAAGUAAAUAAUGGUGUUUUA
Molecule: messenger RNA, 1536 nt
Organism: Erpetoichthys calabaricus (reedfish)
Lineage: Eukaryota; Metazoa; Chordata; Cladistia; Polypteriformes; Polypteridae
Gene: sgta
Product: small glutamine rich tetratricopeptide repeat co-chaperone alpha
Exons: 12
Coding region: 192-1130 (312 amino acids)
Biological process (GO): post-translational protein targeting to endoplasmic reticulum membrane
Cellular component (GO): membrane; TRC complex
Molecular function (GO): protein binding; molecular adaptor activity
Source: RefSeq, a predicted model, not a curated record